CACCAGUAGCCAACCAACAACCCACACCGCCAGCAUGCCACACAAACACAAACGGCGCGGAGAGGUGGACGCUUCGCAACGCGACCUACCGCCAACCUCUCGCGCGAAGCCCUUGCCGACUCGCGACUCCGGGAACCUGUCCGAAAACUUCGCCUCGAAAACUAAGCAGAAAAAGGACCGGAAGAAGGCCAAGCGCAUCGCCGGCUAUGGCGCAGACGACACGCCCAAGGCCUUUUUGCGGCUGAUGCAGCUGGGCCAAACUGGCAAAGGAUUCAAUGGCCUGGACAACGGCGAUGCGCCGCGAGGCAAGAAGCGCAAGACCAAUGAGGCGCAGGCCGCCAAAACUCAGAAGAGCGAACCGGCCAAGCCGGCGGCCGAGAUGCCAAAGAUCCUGCCCGGCGAGCGCAUGUCCGACUUCGCUGCUCGUGUUGACCAGGCCAUUCCCGUCGCCGGUCUGGCGCGCAAGGGCAAGAACAUUGAAGGCGUGAAGGAGCGCCAGACGAAGACGGAGAAGCGCAUCCAGAAGAUGAUAUCGGACUGGCGCGUCGAGGAAGCCAAGAUCAAGGAGCGCGAGGAGGAGGAGCAGGAGCUGGCGGAGGAGGAAGCGGAGGAGCAAGGCGUGACCUGGGAGGACAAGAAUGCUCCGGAGCAAAAGAGCAAGAAGAAGGGCAAGCGCAAGCGGCAGAUCGGCGAGGUCGACGAUAAGGAUGAUGACCCGUGGGCGGUGCUCAAGGCGAAGAGGGACGAGCCCAAGGGUAUCAACGAUAUUGUUCAGGCGCCACCCACGUUCAAUGUCAUCCCGAAAGAGAAGUUCAAGGUCAAGAACGGAGCUAAGGUUCGGGUGGAUAACAUACCGAACUCGGCAGGUAGCUUGAGGAGGAGAGAGGAGCUUGGAGCGACGAGACAGAGCAUCAUCGAUAGCUACAGGGAGAUGAUGGCUGCUAAGAAGAACGCAGCUUGAGGAUUUAUCAUGCGUGUGCUUGAAGUGUUUUGCAUGGUCUGGCGUUAAGGUGGCAUAAGGUCAGGGAAAAUUCUACCGAUACCAUUGUAGGAACCGAACAAUUAUAGACAACGAGUG
Aplosporella prunicola CBS 121167 is the source of this 1078-nucleotide messenger RNA. RefSeq lists its product as uncharacterized. The coding region runs from base 35 to 961 and encodes 308 amino acids. Lineage: Eukaryota; Fungi; Ascomycota; Dothideomycetes; Botryosphaeriales; Aplosporellaceae. The transcript has 2 exons. The record is from RefSeq and is a predicted model, not a curated record.